UGUUAAUUAGUAGAUAAGGUUGAGUGCGCAAGCGCAAAACGGAAUUUACAACAUGGCGGAACGCAGGAAAAGCAGGAAGCGCAAAGAUGAAGUGUCAAAUAUAGACAAUGAAGUUAUUCAAGACAACCCAUCUAAAGACGAAUAUGUAGUGGCUAGAUGGAUUCGUAACAAUGUACCAUCGAAGAAAACAAAAUUUUACAGGAGCCACAAUGUCGAGUACUUCACUGGCACUCGUGCCGUGGAUGCUCUGUUGGAGAACUCGCCAUGGAGCAAAUCUAAGUUUGAAACACGCGAACAGGUCACAGAAUUCCUUGAUUUGAUGUUACAACAUAAAUUCUUUCAUAGAGCAAAAAAAGUAGUGAUUUCUGAAGAAGAGUUGUGUAAGAUACGUGGAAUAAAGAAAAAAGUUAAAGAGGUUAAAAAAGAAAAGAAACCUAAUGAAAAAGAGAAGGAUGAGUCGUCCAAAGAAAGUAAAGAUGCAACAGGUGGAAAAGAUACAGAAGACAAAAGUGAGGAGAAAAAGAAAAAACCAAAAGUACGUUUGGAAAUGCACAUGGAACAGUAUUUUGUUGACUGUAACGAUGCUUAUGUUUGGAUAUAUGAGCCAAUCCAAGUCUACUACUGGUUCUUUGGAACACUUGUAGUAUUAGGUGCAAUUGGUCUCUGUCUCUUUCCAUUAUGGCCAUCAACAAUCCGUCUUGGUGUAUAUUAUAUAAGUGUUGCAGCUGCUGGUUUACUCAUAUUCAUUUUGGCAUUAGCAAUUAUUAGAUUAAUUGUGUUCUGUCUUCUUUGGGUUCCAACACUCGGCAGAUGUCACCUCUGGCUUUUCCCUAAUUUGACAGCAGAUGUUGGAUUCUUCGCUUCGUUUUGGCCCCUUUAUCAGUACGAUUACUAUGGUUCUACAUCAGACUCUGAUAAAAAACUUAAUAAAAAGAAAAGAAAGAAGGAAAAAGAUUUCGAUUCUGACGAGGCAACAUCGACUAAUUCAGAAGACAAACUUAGUACAAAAGAAUUACAUACAGAAUAUACUCAAAAUGAAGAAAUUUCAUCUACUGACGAUAAAAAGCUUCCUUUGUCCGAGUCUGCAGACCGCGAAGAAGGUAGUGAAAGUUCAGAAAGUGAAAAAUCUAAUACAGGUCGGGAUUUUGUGAUGCUUUAGAACAGGAACAUUUGGCAAUAAAUAGAUUUUCUUCAUUUCGAAUAACUACCGUGUCAAUCAAUGGUUAAUUCUUGUCUAUUCUGAUAAAAUAUUAUCUAGAUUCGUACAGAUAAGUUAAGCAUUUAUAUGCUACUGUUAAACUCUUGAAACAUGUACGAUUUGUUUCGUGUAAAAAUAUGCAGGAUUUUAAUAUCGCUCAAUCAUGACGGAAACGAGGAAGCGGUACAUUAAUUUAGCAAACUCUUGAAAUUAAGCAAACUCUUUGCUUAUUGCCAAUACAAAUAUCUUUGCAUUUCUUGCAUUUAGAACGCUAUAGUCAACUAAAAAAGAUGGUAUCUAUAUUUUACAGAAAUGAAAUCUUUGUAAACUGUGGUAUAAAGCUACCAACUUUGAGAUUCCAGACGAACGUGUAUUUUUAUUUAACUGAUUAAUAAUCAACGUUUACUUAGAUAUUUACACGAUAUUCAUAAGAAUUGUUUUGUGAAAACAUAAUUACGUUAAUACAGGUGCCUGAGAUUUUCCUGCAUCAAUUGCAAGCUGUUUUUAACGUUUUACAUUGUACAAUAUUGUAUUUCACCACAACUACUAUGAAAUUUCAGUAAUAUGGUUUUCUCAGGUUUCAUAAAUGUACAGAACUGGACAAAUAGAAUCUCCUUAAAUAAGACUACAAUUAUUUCUACCAAUUGUUAUUUUGUCUACGAGUUUCUUUUUAGUAGGACUGAACUUGAUAUUUCACCGAUCGAAUACAACAAAUUGUAAUGUAUAUUUUUAUGUAAACUUGUCAACGAUAAUAAUUAUCAUUGUAAUUAUUAUUUUUAUAUCGAUAUCAUUAUCACGCAAUAUUAUUUUAAUCUUUACAAGCACGUUAAAUACUGAAAGACAUUCGUAUGGUUUUUUUACCAUUUAUCGAACGGUAUGCAUAAAUAUUUAUAAAACUUGCAAAUGUAGUUAAGAAGUUUAUGACUGUAGGAAGUGCAGUAAGGUGUUUAAGGUUAUAAAUUACAAUCAGACAUAUGAUUAUUUUCUAUUAACACUGAGUUAUAAGUAUACAUAUAACAAGAUUCGACUUAACUCGCUAAUAUUAAGCAAAAUAUUAUUUUGUCGCAUUCUAUGGAACUUAUUCUAAGUUCUUCCUUGCCUCCUGAUUCGUGUUCGUAUAGGGCGUUGAUUUGAAAACUUUUCAGCCAAAUAACUCGAAAUGUACGGAAGAUAUAAAAAAAAAGUGUAAAACACAUUUUUAAGGAUUUCGAAGGAGAAAAAGAGCGACAGUAUCAGUUUUUUUUUUAUUUUGUUUGGAAGGUCAGUUAGAUGUCAACUUUGUUUUUUUUUUUAAAUGGAAUAUAAAAUGAUAAAAAAAACGAACCCUUUGACCUACGAUUGACUGUAGGAUCGUGAAUGGCAUAAUGAGUAUGUAAAAUUCCUUGCGCCUUUUCAUACGACGUGUCUGGCUCGUGUUUUUCAUGUUCGACUCAAAUUCUGAAUAACUCUUCACAAGGUCACCUUAAGAUCAAUAUAUUAUACAUGUUUAAGUUCGUCUUUUCAUCUAUCUUCUAUAUUAUAAGAAUGAAGCCCUGACUAAUUACAAUCAACGUCCAGGCAACCCACCCUUGAACCUAGAAAGCUGACAUUUUGCACAGAGGUUUCCUUUAUGAUGUAUACAAGAAAUAAGAAAGGAUAUUUCGAAAUUCAACCCCUAAGGGAAUAAAAAGGGGUUGCAGCGUUAGUAUUCCACGCGGGUGAAACCGCGGACCACAGCUAGUCAGCUAUAAGAAAUACAGUAAUGAAAAUACCUCAUCCCGUUAAAAAAAAAAAUAAAGUUGACCUCCAAGUGACCCUCCAUACGCCACCCAAAUAAAAAACUGACACUGUCCUCCUCGAAAUCCUUGAAAAUGUGUUUUACACUUUUUUAAUAUCUUCCGUACUUUUCGAGUUAUCGGCGGGAAAGUUUUCAAAUGAACAGCCUUAUAUUAAUCGAGUAUUCGACGCUGAUAGAAAUCCCGUAUUCCUAUUUUGUCCUCACCUUUACUUGGUAUAAUCUUUUCGGUACUAUCGGUAAUUUUAAUCGACAUUUAGAAAUAAUUCAUAACGGCCGAUUGACGUCAGAGAUCAUAGCGAAUGCACGAGAUCAUUGACGUCUCGACCACUGGGAUUACUUCGUGAACCAGUAUCGAAAAGCUUAGACAAACAUUUUUCAAAGCUUUUGUUCCUCUAUUUUAUAAAAAAAAUAAAGCUUGGAAAAAUUUGGCUUAUGUAUCCGAAAUAUGGUUUUAGUAUUUGAGUUUGAGCAUUUAUUGUUAUUUAUUGUAUGUAUUUCUUUUUGUAUUUUUAGAACAUUUAUAUUAUAAUUAUAUUUACAUUGA
This is a messenger RNA of Hylaeus volcanicus, 3519 nucleotides long. RefSeq names its product translocation protein SEC62 (gene Trp1). The transcript is spliced from 5 exons. Lineage: Eukaryota; Metazoa; Arthropoda; Insecta; Hymenoptera; Colletidae. The record is from RefSeq and is a predicted model, not a curated record. The coding region runs from base 53 to 1159 and encodes 368 amino acids. Gene Ontology annotation, cellular component: endoplasmic reticulum membrane; endoplasmic reticulum. Gene Ontology annotation, biological process: post-translational protein targeting to membrane, translocation.